AUGGGGGAACCCCAAACAACACACGGAACACCUCGGAACCGCGGGACUCCUGAGAUCCACAGAGCUGACAGCCAGCUGCCCCCGUUCGUAAGAGUAAGGGAGAGAGGAGGAUUUACGUACCUGCAGGAGUUGGAGUUUGUGGAGUUCUGUGGGACUUUAACAGAAGAGACCCCGGAAGUGAUCAAUUUCCUACAGAGAAAGUACAGCAAGGCCUUUCCAGAUUAUCUGGCCUCCACGGAGUUCCGCAACGUGCUGGGCCGUUGUCUCACCCGGGUUCAGGGCAAGAAAAGCAAAGUGUUUGUUUACAUCAAUGAGCUCUGUACGGCUCUGAAAGCCAACUCUCAAAAAACCAAACAGGCCUUGGCCAGCAGGGAGAACUCCAAGAAGGCAGUGUCUGAGCCAGGCAGUCCGUCAGCCCAGGAUGGUAAAGAGCCGGGCAUGUGUCCGGCUCAGAGUAACGACCAGUCAGCAGAUCCAGCCUCAAUGUCAGUGUCUCAGUCUGACCCAGCCACGAAGAAGCGGACAGGCAGUGGAUCCCGGCGUCAGAUCCGCUACUUGGAGAACCUCCUGAAGGUCUACGCUGACGAGAUCAAGCGCCUGCAGGAGAAGGAGCUGGACCUGAAGGAGCUGGAGGACGAGGACUCCUCAUACAUCCAGGAGCACCGGCUGAAGAAGAAGAUGGUGAAGAUCUUUGAGAAGCUGUGCGAGCUGAAGAACUGCUCGAGCCUGACGGGCCGGGUCAUCGAGCAGCGCAUUGCUUUCACUGGCACCCGGUACCCCGAGAUCAACCGCAAGAUCGAGAGGUUCAUCAACAAGGAGGAUCACUUCCCCGAUUACCAGGAUGUCCGUAACAUCAUUCAGAAAGUCAGCAUCAAGCACUCACUGGGCCUCAGGCAGAGGCAGAUCCAGAGUAUGGCACAGGACGUGUUCCGAGAGGUGGGCAACCGUCUCCAGGAGCGGCGCCACCUUGACCUGGUGUACAACUUUGGCAGCCACCUCACCGACGAUUAUAAACCAGGGUUCCUGCCUUUCCUCGGGGGACUACUUAGACCAUUCAAUUGUGUUUCAGAUGAGAAAGCAGAAGGCAGUGAUGCUGAGGAGGAGGAGGGAGAGGAGGAGGACCAGGGCUCGGUUGAAUCGGCCCAGUCUUCGGAAGACGAGGACAGUGAAGAGGAUGCAGAGUCUGCAGAAGGACCCCGUGUGGAUGAAGGGGUGGGAUUGGAGCCUGUGGAGGCCGAGGCUAGCUCCAAGAGUGAGCUCAGCUCCACAUGCCCGACUGCCAAGUCUGAGUGCGCUGCCGAGAGUGGGAGCACCACGCGAGAGGACGUCAGCGGUGAUGGUGUCCCUGUGGAGGACGGAGUGGGCUCGAGUGUUGGGGGUGGAGCUGCUACACUUGCCGUCACUCUGGGGGACGGGGCGGUGGAAGAAGGGGUAGGUUCCAGUAGCGAGAACGGGACUGCCCUGGCUGCGGAGGAAGGGUUGGCGUCUGCCGUCGCUGAGACGGGGAGCCAGUCUGAUGCACAAGGCAGCCCUGCAUGCCCAGCUGAGGAAGGAAGCGGGAGCUCAGAGGCAAGUCCCCUGCCCGCUGAUUGGGAGGCAGCAGAGCCUGACCUCGGAGGCCAAACCCAACAGCAUCCAAAGAGGAAACGCGCUGACUCCAGUGGGCAGAAACUGGAAGCGUCCAUGGUCAAACUGAGCCCCAAAACCAGCCCCUGGGUGGCUGAGCAAACCAUAACAAACAAUGUGCCUGCACACGACAAGGGCAGUGCAGAAGCUUCCCCGUGUUAUGAGCCAAAAUCUUCGACCCUGGAGGUUGAGACCACCCUGGAUGGUAGGCCUCCUGUCACAAAAGGGAAGUUGGACAUUCUGGGAAGUGAUGAGCACGGUCCAGAUGUCUGUUUAACUGCAGUCAAUGGACAAAAGCAAGAGUCUGUCGAUCUAGACACACCACCAGUUCCAAAAAGAAUGAAGCGAGCCCCGGACACGGAGACGCAAAGUGUGGAUGUCAUCGAGUUGAUGGAGUCUGAUGAAGGGCUGGAGGAGUCACUGAUGGACUGUGCCGAGUCUGCCGUGCCUGUCAAAUCUCUGCUGCCUGCUGUUGAUUCAACCCGUGCAGAUUCCCCCCUGGUCAGUGUGGUCACCAGCUCACAGCCCAGCCCUGUGAGACACACACGGGUAAAGGUGAAUGUGGCCACGCAGUGUGACCCGGAAGAAAUUAUUGUUCUCUCAGACUCUGACUGAGGUCCUGGAGGAAGGUGUUUACUGACUGGGCUCCUCCAUCACGAGGAGUGCUGCAAAUUGUCUUCAGAACAGGAGAAAGCUUGCACUGACGCUGUGGGGUACCUCCUCUUGCUCAGUCUCUCUCUGUCUCCCUCACUCUCUCUCCCCCUCUGCUCAUGUCCCUUGUAUCAAAUACAAGUGUCGCAAGAACAAAAAGAAACUGCAAGCAACAUUUCGUUUUUCAAAAAAGAUUUUGCCUUGUUUCGGGCGUGAGGAAGUUCCCGUCUGUGGGAAUAUCUGGAACUGGGUCAAAAACCAGGAAUGGGCUCUUUACCCACAUUGCUCACUCUCAUCAGCGGGAGGGAGGGAAUCUGUCCUGUUUUGAGGUGGAAGGUUGUUUUUUUUGAAAUUGAUGUAUAAAUGAAUCUGCCGUCUUUUGUUAGCAGUGCACUGUGCAAAGUGCAGGUGAUGCAUUUUCACACAGUAAAAGGUAAGCAUCACUUUUUAAAAGAAAAAUAUAUCUCUCUAUAUUUAAAAGAAAACUUGUGGACUGAUCAGUGCUGCACUUCAUCCUUUUGAAAACAUGGAUUAACCAGGAAACAUGGAAAUUAAAUUCUGAUCUGAGUUGUGAUGGUAAAA
Chiloscyllium plagiosum (whitespotted bambooshark) is the source of this 2859-nucleotide messenger RNA. Lineage: Eukaryota; Metazoa; Chordata; Chondrichthyes; Orectolobiformes; Hemiscylliidae. The record is from RefSeq and is a predicted model, not a curated record.